Lepidothrix coronata (blue-crowned manakin) is the source of this 795-nucleotide messenger RNA. It is a transcript of the gene DCTN2, whose product is annotated as dynactin subunit 2. The coding region runs from base 178 to 795 and encodes 205 amino acids. The record is from RefSeq and is a predicted model, not a curated record. The transcript is spliced from 6 exons. NCBI's taxonomy places the organism in Eukaryota, Metazoa, Chordata, Aves, Passeriformes, Pipridae.
GGCUCUGUGUGCCCUGGGGAGCAGUGACAGCUCUGGGGACCCACAUGUCCCGUGUGCCCUGAGGUAGCUCUGUGCCCUGGGCACCCCCAUGUCCCCUGUGCCCCUCUGAGGUGGCUCUGUGUGCCCUGGGCACCCCCAUGUCCCCGUGCCCUGAGGUGGCUCUGCCCUGUCCCUCCCAUGUCCCCGUGCCCUGAGGUUGCUCUGUGCCCUGAGGUUGCUCUGUGCCCUGUCCCCCCGUGUCCCUGUGCCCUGAGGUUGCUCUGUGCCCUGUCCCCUGAGGUGUCCCCGAGCCCUGAGGUUGGUCUGUGCCCUGAGGUUGCUCUGUGCCCUGAGGUUGGUGUGUGCCCUGUCCCCCCCGUGUCCCCGUGCCCUGAGGUUGCUCUGUGCCCUGAGUUUGCUCUGUGCCCUGUCCCCUCCCUGUCCCCGUGCCCUGAGGUUGCUCUGUGCCCUGAGGUUGCUCUGUCCCCUGAGGUUGGUCUGUGCCCUGUCCCCCCGUGUCCCCGUGCCCUGAGGUUGCUCUGUGUGCAGGAGGAGCUGAGCAGCACGAGUGUGGAGCACCUGAUCAUCAACCCCAACGCCGCCUACGAGAAGUUCCGCGACAAACGCCUGGGCACCGAGGGCGACGCCUGGAGCGCGGUGAAGGAGGCGGGGGCCGAGGAGGAGCUCACUCCCGCGGCGCUGGCCCGGCAGGUGGAGGGGCUGAAGCAGCAGCUGCUCAGCUCCCACCUGGAGCGGGUGCUGGGCCCCGGCGCCGCCAUCGACUUCGCCGACCCCGAGGGUGCCCUGGCCAAGUGA